This is a messenger RNA of Chelonia mydas (Green sea turtle), 8349 nucleotides long. RefSeq lists its product as uncharacterized. NCBI's taxonomy places the organism in Eukaryota, Metazoa, Chordata, Testudines, Cheloniidae. The record is from RefSeq and is a predicted model, not a curated record. The transcript is spliced from 7 exons. The coding region runs from base 3426 to 4697 and encodes 423 amino acids.
GGUAGGGUUUUUUUUUCUUUUCUUUUUAGAUUUGCUAGCUAGUAAAUCUGCCAUUGUGAAAAAUGAGAUUUGUCUAUUUGUUAAUAUCACUUUCCACAGCAAAUUUACUCAGCCCUGGCAAGCUGGGAGCCAAAUUAAGCCCUAGAUGGGGAGCUGGGUAGGGAGGUGGAGAGGGCUAUGGGGGAUGAGCCCAGGGCUGGAGCCAGAAGCCCUGCGGCUGUGGCACAGAGCCUGCCACCACAUGGCCAGAGCCUGCCCCGCCCCCCCAGGGCUGAAGCCCAAUGCCCGAGCCCCACCGCCCUGGGAAGGUGGGGAACUCACACUGAUCACCUGCUCCUACAGUGUUUGUGGCUCCAGACGGGGCAGGCACCACUGCUGCUCCCCCCGCCCCCCGCCCACACCCCAUCACCACCCACGAGGUCGUGGCAGCAAGAAAAGCCCCUGGUGGUCACCGUGGGCACAUUUGAGAAACACUGGACGAGUGGCUAUAUUCUAAACCCAAAUUUCACUGCAAACUGCGUAACCUCGUGGCCACCGAACUGCAGCCCCUGUCGGACAUUACCGUGACAGGUAGACCAUGUCUAGCAAAAACAGGUUUGAUAUGCGCCAUCACCCGUUUAGCCCUAGUGUCUUCUCGUAGGGUUAUCUCAGGGAGGUGAGAACUAUAGUCUAGGACAAGAACACCGUUUUCUCCAGCCUGUGUAGACAAAUCCAGGCUUCCUUUGCCCCGGGGGCCAAUCUUUUCCUGUGCCACCAACAGGGGCUCUUUUGCUUGACUUGGCCUGUAUUUUUGGCACAUACAGCAACUCUGGACAGUUUCCUCAACGUCGCGGUUCAUGUGAGGCCGGCAUAGAAGGGCUCUGGCCGUUCUCUGAGGUUUUCCAAUCCCCAACUGAUCUUCAUGACUCCUUUCUAAUGUAUUUUUCUGUAACGCCUUGGGGAUCAUCCUCCUGUGGCUUUAAACAAAAUGCCAUCUAGUGCUGAGAGGUCCCCUUGUAUUGAUAAUAGGGGCUGGGAAUCUGCUCUCCCAGCCACCCUGUGCUAACAGCCUCAGUUACUUUCUGCAGGCUUUCAUCCCGAGCAGGAGCUCUGGCAAUCCCGGUCCGCAUUUUGCCUGAGACCGGACAGGAUUUUUAAAAUUCUGAGCGACGUACAAAAUCUACCUCUGAACUUUGCUCCACCGCACUUGUGUCCAGUGCUCCAGCGAGUGUGUUUGCAAGCAGCCGGCCAGCCAACCAGCCUCUCCCAGGUUUGGGAGCAAUGGGCAAAGGAUACAUCUGGAACCGAACAUCUAGCCUCUGUAUUCUGGGGGGAAGCGGGAGCUGGGAGUGGCAAUGAGUGGCUUAUGGUCAGUUUCAGCUACAGGGUCUUCCCGUAAAUAAAGAUGUGAAACUCUUUUAUGCCCACGGACUAGGCCCAAAGCCUCCUGCUGGAUUUGAGCGUAUUGGCACUCAGUUUUUGUGAGUACCCAUGGCGCACAAGUCACUGGUCUACAGUUGGGACCUUGGUGCUGUAAGAGGACUAUGCCAAUAUCUCCGUGGAGGGGUCCAUGGACAACUUAGUUCUGCAUGUACUGUCCUAGUACCUAGGACUGGGACCUCUUCAAUUCCAUCCAUUUCUCAGACUCUUUAUUACGAUUGGCAGCCCGUGUCUACCUUGUAGCGCUCUCCGGUGGCUGGUUCGAGCAGCUAGCUUAGGCACAAAUUUCUCUCUAUAUUUCCCCAUUCCAAGGAAUCUUUGUACCCCAUCCCCACCCCUUGUCUGUGGCAAAGGGGCAAGCAAGUGAUCUACUCCUACACCUUGGCGUGUGAACGUCUCUCCUGGGUAUGUUAUUUCCAUUACACUGAAUUUACAUUGGUUUGGUUUAGCUUUAGCCCGGCACCUCUGGCUCUCUCCAAAGCUGCUCAAUGCCUCUGGUCAUGCUGUUUACCUAGUGUUUUUCCUUCUCCUUUUUGUACCCUGUUAGGGCUCCCCUGCCCUCCCUCGGUUCUCGCCCUGCAGACAGAAAGCAGAAGGCCAGAGUCCGACGUGCAGGCAAUGCGCUGUUUAGUGGGGUCACCAAGCAAGCAUAUCCAUAGCUCUGUACAUCCGUACGGCAUUUCCUGGCCUCCCUCCUCUUUCUUAGCAGGCUUAAUUGUACCUGCAGUGCCCGCCCCUGGUCCCACCCCUUACAAUUUAUGGCCAUGUUCUGUUUGGAAGGUCGUGAGUCUGGGGGCUUCAGUACCACCUCUUUUGUACCCCAUGGGAGGAGUAGGGAGUGAGGUUGUGUUUCGGCCAGGGUCCCCUUUUCUCUGGCUUUUUACUGUUUCUUAUGGCUCCCCCUCCUGGCUGGUUGCUUGGCCUUGCCUUGAGACAGGAGUCGAGGCCGUCUUCAACUGUGCGCUCAUCUAUUAAACUCCCCCGUGCCCUGCUAUACCUUAACUGUCUUCCUCAUCUCGUCUCCUUGUGCUAGCAACCCCAUCCGGCUGUGGGCAGAUGCAACACCCCGGGUCUUUGUUCUUUGUUCACACGGUAGUAAGGAUAUAAGCAUAUCAAAAGUUAAACAAGCAAACAAAACCCCAAACUCUAUCUCAGGCAAAUACACAGGCCUGAAUGCUAUAUUCCCCUCACUGACAUACCCUCUGAUUCAAAACAUCUCUCUCCUCAUAAGAAUGAAACAGGAGUGCGCUAUACCUCAACUUUCUCUCCAGUUUCAUCGUUCACCUCUCUGCCAGAGAUAACUGAAACACAUCAACUGCUUCCGGACCAGCUCUUGUCAUGACUAUCGCUACCUUCUGAUUGUCUUCCUGUUUGCUGGAUCCCAUUGUUGCCAAUACAGAGGGAAGCGCUGUUUAAAUCACCUCCAGUUUCCCACAAAGUUUUAACUCUGGUGGGACUGUUCAUUGCUCCAUCCUUCCACCCAGCGUCUGUUCUUCGUUCAUUUACUCCUGGUACCGGGUGGUGGUCAGUGAUCACUCGAUGCUCGCCAGGGCUCUGCUCUAUCCUCGGUGUGGUUCCAGCCAGCUGUGCAACACAAUAGGAGCUUCACAGCGUCCCAGUCUGGGAGCUCAGCCCUUAAAGGCACAGCCCCUGACACCACAAUCCUACACCCUGUGUUAUACAGGAAGUCAGACUAGAAACUAUGAGUCCGAGUGGAAUUUAUCUCCGAGCAACUGACACUUCUACUAUUAUAGUAUUAUGGGUGUGUCACUUUCAGUAAGUCAGAUGACAAAGGUCCCUCUGGCACAGAUAACCAGCGUACUCCCCCGGCAACCCCACACACACACACACACACAUACACACCACCACACAGCUCAGCUACGAGCAGGAAACAGCUACAGCCAAGAGAGGAAGCACCGACAGGAAGUGCUGAGCUGAACUGCAAGAGUUUCCCCAGUGACUGAGGAGGGCUCAGCCCUGCCAGGAGCCACCUGGGCCCCGCGGGGAUGGCUGGCGCAUGCCAGGGUGGGGCCCGAGGGCCAGGAGAAAUGGAAGAGGAACAGGCUGAGUCUCGUACAGUCGCCCAGGAGUUUCUGAACUGGUUCUUACGGCGCCAUGUGUAUCCCGAGCAAAGGGAACACCGGAGAAGGGAGCGGGAGUGCCAGCGGGUGCAAGCUCUGGUCAGCAGGAUCAUGGCUCGGGUGCAUCAGUGGAAUACGCUGUUGUUCACGGGGGAAGCCAUCCUGGUGGGCAGUCAAGCCCAGGACCUCCACGUCCGGGCAGAGUCCAGCAGCAGCGACUACGACUUCCUGGCCCCCAUCCAGUACAACACGAACGUGAUCCUGCUGGGUACCCUGUACAGCGCGCCGUGCACAGAGCUCCACUUCCUGCCUUCCUGGCUGAGCCUGAAGUCUGGCGUGCCGGUGUACCGCUGGGAGAACAAGCUGGUGGUGGAUUACAACAAGGUGACACUAAGAAAGAUCUUGGAUGAGAAGAAUGUAGACUGGGGCAGGAAGGAUCUAGGCUUGGACCUCACGGAGGAAGACAUCAAAGAAAUAAAUGGCCGACAGAAGGAUCUUUGGAGGGGCGGCAUCGAUCCAUUUCUGGUAGCUCGAAAGUUCCAUGAAUUUGUCGAGAAUGCUCUGGCUGAGGAGAGAAGCAGCCCUGCUCCCGGAAUUAAUCUGCAAAGCUUUUAUCUCUGUCUGCUUUUGACUCCCACUCCGCUGUCUUGCCCUCUCCAAGGCAACGUUAGACUGAGCGACUUUGCAAAAUGCUCUGCCGUGCAGCUCAGCCUGGAGGUGGACGGCCAAGCUGUGUCUAUAGACCUGGUACCCACCAUCCGGAAUAAAGUGGACAUGUCCAUGGAUUGGCCAAGGCAGGAUCUCAGGUGGCUUUCUGAAUGGUGGGACCAGGAGCAAGACACUGAGCGGAUCAAACCCACCUGGAAUAUCAUGGAAAUUUACAAAACUGGGGCCGAUCUGGUGGCCAAGAAUCUGUACUGGAGGCUCUCCUACUCCCUGGCUGAGACCCGACUCCUCAGGGACAUUGACCUCGAUGGUGCUGGGUGGAGGCGGGAGGCGCUGCAGCUGCUGAAGCAAAUCAACAUGGAGAAGUGGGUACCGCACUAUGGCAAAGUCCUGACCUCCUACCACCUGAAGGUGCCCAUGUGCCCCAGAUGCCUUUGUUGGGAGAAUUUUGGUAGCGGUGCCCAUUCCGCCCAAACACGACCUCCAGACAUCCUCGUGCCCCAUACCGAGGAUAUAGAGAGAUUUUCCUGACGUGAGGGUUUCCAGAAGUGGACUUCUUUCCGACCACCACCAACAGAAAGUGUAAGAAAAUCUGUUCGAGAGGAGGUCUGGGUUAUCAAUCCUUGGGAGAUGCCUUCCUCAUUCCUUGGACAAGAGCUCUUCUUCAUGCAUAUCCUCUGACACCAUUGAUUCGGAACAAGAUCAAACGAGACAGAGACGGAGUCACUCUAGCUGCACCAACUCGCUCGAGCCAGGUCUGGUUCUCUGACCUGAUUCAUCUCACUUCCUAUCCAGCCGCAGCUUCUGGUCGUUUCCUGUCUGUUGCCCCAGGACUCCAGUUGGUCUCUCCACUUCAACAUGGCCAUCCAUGGUUCCUCAAUGGUUCUCGGGGAUAGAGGUUUCCUGCUCAGCAGAUAUAAAACAGAUACAAUGAUCUCUACUAGAAAUACUUACCUUCAGAAAUGGAAGAGAUUUUACCAUUGGGGUCCCCAGUGACAGUUUUCACCUGUUCAUUCUUCCCUCUCCGAUGUUCUUAAUUAUCUGAUGGAUUUUGAGAAAUCAGGUCUUUCUAUGAGUUCCAUCAGAGUUCGUUUCGUGGCUAUUACAGCCUUUCAUUCCCCUGUGCAAGGACUUUCAGUCUUUGGUCCAAGAGGUGAAUCUAGCUAAAUCGCUCAGUAAUAGUGACCACAAUGCAAUUAAAUUUAGCAUCCUUGUAGGGGGGGAUAAUUAACCCCCCCACACACACACACUGUAAUAUUUAACUUUAAUGAGAAGCAAUUUGCUAAAGAUUGUGACGGGCUUGUACCAACCCUGCGCUGGAGAGGUGAGGGUUAACAAACUGCUCUGGGCCCAAGAAGCCACGCCCCCUCGCCCCUACUGGGCAUGCUCCCAGUGGCAGGAGCGUUGAAAAGGGAGCCGCUCGGCUCAGGCUGGGCUGACGGAGGAGGAGGGCGGUUGUGGGCAAGAGCCUCCUGCCGGGAAGCCUCCGGGGCUCCAAGCCGCCGGGGUCGAGCCGCCUAGCUGCAGCGCGGGAAGCCAGCCGGCUGCGGGAGCCGAGAGGGACGACUUGCUGUUCCCAGCGAAGGAGUUGCCGGACACAGAGCAGGGCGAACACAAGAAGGACCCCACGUCCAACCCCCGGAGAUGCCGCUGGAGGGACGAGGGUAGAAAGCGACGCAGGGAAAGCGCUCUGGGGUAUCAGGACAUGAACCCUGUGUCAGGGUCCCUUGUUUUGAAGGGCCCUAGGUCAGAACUUGGUCGAGUAGGGUGGGCCUGGGUUCCCCUACCAUCCCCACACUUGCCACUAGGCAAUACUCCCCCUCUGCUAUUGCUGCUAGGCAAAGCGACCCCUGGGACCGCCACUGGUGGAUGUUAUAUCCUGGAGCGUCACCAUUAGGUGGCACUAUCCGUCCGAAGCCCCCAGCCAGCCCCCCGACAAAGAUACAGAAACUAACAGUACAAAUUUCUUUCAAUACAUCAGAAGCAGGAAGCCUCUCAAAGAACCAGUGGGACCACUGGACGAUGAGGGGCUAAAGAAGCCCUCAAGGAAGACAAGGCUGUUGUAGAGAAGCUAAAUGAAUUCUUUGCAUCCGUCCUUACUGCAGAAGAUGUGAGGGAGAUUCCCACAUCAGAACUGUCCUUUUUGGGCACCAGAUCAGAAGUACUGACCCACACUGAUGUGUUAAUAGAGGAGGUUUUAGAACAAGUGGCUAAACUAAACAGUAAUAAGUCCCCAGGACCAGAUGGGAUCCACCCAAAAGUUCAGAAGGAACUCAAAUAUGAAAUUGCAGAACUACUAACUGUGGUAUGUAGCCUAUCGCUUAAAUCAGCCGCUGUACCAGAUGACUGGAAGAUGACCAAGCUAACGCCAGUUUUAGAAAAGGGUGCCAGAGGUGAUCCUGGCAAUUACAGGCCGGUAAGCCUGACUUCCGUACCAGGCGGCUUGGUAGAAACUACAGUAAAGAACAGAAUUAUCAGACACAUAAGCAUGAUUUGUUGGGGAAGAGUCAACUUGGCUUUUGUAAAGGGAAAUCAUGCCCCACCAAUCUGUUAGAAUUCUUUGAAGGUGUCAACAAACAAGUGGACAAGGGGGAUCCAGUGGAUACAGUGUACUUGGAUUUUCAGAAAGCCUUUGACAAGUUCCCUCACCACAGGCUCUUAAGCAAAGUAAGCUGUCAUGGGAUAAGAGGGAAGGUCCUCUCAUGGAUCAGUAACUGGCUGAAAGAUAGGGCUGGAAUAAAUGGUCAGCUUUCACAAUGGAGAGAGGGAAACAAUGGGCUCCCCAAGGAUCUGUACUGGGACCUGUGCUGCUCAACAUACUCAUUAAUGAUCUGGAAAAGGGGGUGAACAGUAAAGUGGCAAAAUUAUUCAGGAUAAUUAAGUCCAAAGCUGGCUGCAAAGCGUUACAGGGGGUGUCACAAAACCGGGUGACGUAUCAGUAUUGAUAAGUGCAAAGUAAUGCACAUUGGAAAACAUAAUCCCAACAUAACAAUACAUAACAAUGGGUUCUCAAUUCGCUAUUUCCACUCGAGAGAGAGAUUUUGGUCACUGUGGAUAGUCCUCUGAAAACUUCCACUCAGUGCGCAGCAGCAGUCAAACGGGCUAACCGUGUGUUAGAAACUAUUAGGAGAGGGAUAGAAAACGAGACAGAAAAUGUUUCAUCUUGUGGGACGUCACGGUAGAGACGGAAUGGAGGGCGGUUCGUCCGCUCGCCUCUAGGGCUCGCGGUGUGGGACACACGGGUGUGUGGAGCUCACGCACAACGCAGGUGCUGCUACCAAAAAAUCUCUGCUGGACGGCGCAGGGGUGUGCGCACCUGAAGGGCAGCAUCCGUCGGGGCCCGGUUCUGGGAGAACUCCAGCUGCUACGCGAGGUGAGUAACUUCUCCUUCUCUCGCAGAUGGUCCUGUUUUGGGCUUCUGACCUCAACCCAGAGCCCGAGAACUGGACCACGGUGCUGGAUGCUCUGGGGACCCUGCUGAAGGUGCUGGAGUUCAGCCUGGAGAAGAAACAGCUGCCCAGCUACUUCCUGCCUUCGAUGAAUUUCUUCGACUGGCACCGGAGUGAGGAAGAGAAUUCCCUGAAAAACCGGGUGCUGGAGGUGCUCAGACUGGAGGUGAGGCUGAUGAGAUGCAGCCCAGAACAGUACCUCCAGCUGAGCUACGACCUGGCCAAGCCCCAAGGCCCGGGACCCUUCAUCCAACGGGAGCGGGAGCUGGACGAGUUUAGAAGGAAGCAUCAGAAACUCUUUGAAGAGUUCAAAAACCUGAAGGAAGAAAAACAGCCGGGACAGGGAGCUGCGAGUAUCUUCUUCGCCCAACACAGACACUUGGGCUCGUGUCUGCAGUUGAAUAUUCUACGCCAGGGGUUCUGAAACUGGGGGUUGGGACCCCUCAGGAGGCCGUGAGAUUAUUACAUGGCGGGGUCAAGAGCUGUCAGCCUCCACCCCAAACCUCGCUUUGCCUCCAGCAUUUAUAAUGGUGGUAAAUAUAUGAAAAAGUGUUUUUCAUGUAUAAGGGGGGUCGCACUCAGAGGCUUGCUGUGUGAAAGGGGUCACCAGGACAAAAGUCUGAGAACCCCUGUUCUACGCUAACUUCACUUGGCUUUGGAUUUACCCUGGGGGAACAGAGUCUGCUUAAAAACCAUGAGACUUUAUUAAAAAAACCAAUGUUUUUAAACAAUAA